AGUAUAAUUUACAGACCAGAACCAGAGAAGUCCAGAUUGGAGCGAAACAUUCAACUUGCCAGCAGACUGCAAAACUGAGUGCAAAAGGCCUCAGUGCCAGCCCCCCCCAACCCCCCAGAAAUAGCCAGUGCGAUCCCCAGCCAUGGGUGAGGUGACAGCAGAGGAGGUGGAGAAAUUCUUGGACUCAAAUAUUGCCUUUGCCAAACAGUACUACAAUGCCCGCUACCGGGCCAAGGUCAUCUCAGACCUUCUCGGGGCCAAGGAGGCAGCUGUGGACUUCAGCACUUACCACACCCCAAGCAGUGUAGAGGAGAGUGAAAUCAUCUUUGAUCUCCUGCGGGACUUUCAGGAGAAUUUGCAGACUGAGAAAUGCGUCUUCAAUGUCAUGAAGAAGCUGUGCUUCCUCCUGCAGGCAGACCGCAUGAGCCUGUUCAUGUACAGGGCCCGCAACGGCAUCGCCGAGCUGGCCACCCGGCUCUUCAACGUGCACAAGGAUGCUGUCCUUGAGGACUGCCUGGUGAUGCCGGACCAGGAGAUCGUCUUCCCUCUAGACAUGGGCAUCGUGGGCCACGUUGCCCACUCUAAAAAGAUCGCCAACGUCCCCAACACAGAAGAGGAUGAGCAUUUCUGUGACUUUGUGGACAUCCUCACAGAGUACCAGACCAAGAACAUCCUGGCCUCCCCCAUAAUGAACGGGAAAGAUGUGGUGGCCAUCAUCAUGGCCGUGAAUAAAGUGGAAGGACCCCACUUCACCAAGAGAGAUGAAGAGGUUCUUCUCAAGUACCUCAACUUUGUAAAUCUAGUCAUGAAGGUGUACCACCUGAGUUACCUGCACAACUGUGAGACUCGACGUGGCCAGAUACUGCUGUGGUCUGGGAGCAAAGUCUUUGAAGAACUUACAGACAUUGAGAGACAGUUCCACAAAGCCCUGUACACAGUCCGUGCCUUUCUCAACUGUGACAGAUAUUCUGUGGGUCUCUUAGAUAUGACCAAGCAGAAGGAAUUUUUUGAUGUCUGGCCAGUUCUGAUGGGUGAGGCUCCACCAUACUCUGGUCCCAGGACUCCAGAUGGAAGGGAAAUCAAUUUUUACAAGGUCAUUGACUAUAUCCUGCACGGCAAAGAAGACAUCAAAGUAAUUCCGAAUCCUCCUCCUGACCACUGGGCUUUAGUAAGCGGCCUCCCCACUUAUGUUGCCCAAAAUGGCCUGAUUUGCAACAUCAUGAAUGCGUCCGCGGAGGACUUUUUUGCAUUUCAAAAAGAGCCAUUGGAUGAGUCUGGAUGGAUGAUUAAAAAUGUCCUUUCCAUGCCAAUUGUGAACAAGAAGGAAGAAAUUGUUGGGGUGGCCACAUUUUACAAUCGUAAAGAUGGGAAGCCCUUCGAUGAAAUGGAUGAGACCCUCAUGGAGUCCUUGACUCAAUUUCUAGGCUGGUCUGUCUUAAAUCCUGACACAUAUGAGUCAAUGAACAAACUUGAAAAUAGGAAGGAUAUUUUCCAAGACAUAGUAAAAUACCACGUGAAGUGUGACAAUGAAGAAAUUCAAGAUAUCCUGAAAACCAGAGAAGUGUAUGGGAAGGAGCCAUGGGAAUGUGAGGAAGAGGAGCUGGCUGAGAUCCUGCAAGCAGAGCUCCCAGAUGCAGACAAAUUUGAAAUUAAUAAAUUCCACUUCAGCGACUUGCCCUUAACAGAACUGGACCUGGUGAAAUGUGGAAUACAGAUGUAUUAUGAGCUCAGAGUGGUGGAUAAAUUUCACAUUCCGCAAGAGGCCCUGGUGCGGUUCAUGUACUCCCUGAGCAAGGGCUACCGCAGGAUCACCUACCAUAACUGGCGGCACGGCUUCAACGUGGGGCAGACCAUGUUCUCCUUGCUGGUGACGGGAAAACUGAAGCGAUACUUCACAGACCUGGAGGCCUUGGCCAUGGUCACUGCUGCUUUCUGCCAUGACAUUGACCACAGAGGCACCAACAACCUCUACCAGAUGAAAUCCCAGAACCCACUGGCCAAGCUCCAUGGGUCCUCCAUCUUGGAAAGACACCACUUGGAGUUUGGCAAAACGUUGCUCAGAGACGAGAACCUGAAUAUCUUUCAAAAUCUCAAUCGCCGGCAGCAUGAGCAUGCCAUCCACAUGAUGGACAUUGCGAUCAUUGCCACAGACCUGGCCUUGUAUUUCAAGAAGAGGACAAUGUUCCAGAAGAUCGUGGAUCAGUCUAAGACAUACGAGACUGCACAAGAGUGGACACAGUACAUGAUGCUGGAGCAGACGCGGAAGGAAAUCGUCAUGGCCAUGAUGAUGACUGCCUGUGAUCUCUCGGCCAUCACCAAGCCCUGGGAGGUGCAGAGCAAGGUAGCUCUGCUGGUUGCUGCCGAAUUCUGGGAGCAAGGUGACCUGGAGCGCACAGUGCUGCAACAGAAUCCCAUUCCCAUGAUGGACAGGAACAAGGCGGAUGAACUCCCCAAACUUCAAGUCGGCUUCAUCGACUUCGUUUGCACCUUUGUCUACAAGGAAUUCUCCCGUUUCCAUGAGGAGAUCACGCCCAUGUUGGACGGGAUCACCAACAACCGCAAGGAGUGGAAGGCACUUGCUGACGAGUACGAGGCCAAGAUGAAGGCUCUGGAGGAGGAGAAGCAGAAACAUCAGGCGGCCAAGCAAGCAGCCGCAGGAAAUCCUGGAGGGAACCCCAACCCAGGGGGUGCGCCUGCGUCCAAGUCCUGCUGCAUCCAGUAGUGGGGACCAGGGAUCUACUGACCAGCCCGCUCCACUCUUUCAUGGGAGAUUACCCAAGCCAGUGGAGAACCACACACCUUUCUGAGAAGUGAAAGAGUUACAGGAUUUGAAAGCCAAUAGAGAAUUUAGUUUCCA
Molecule: messenger RNA, 2857 nt
Organism: Otolemur garnettii (small-eared galago)
Lineage: Eukaryota; Metazoa; Chordata; Mammalia; Primates; Galagidae
Gene: PDE6A
Product: phosphodiesterase 6A
Exons: 22
Coding region: 143-2722 (859 amino acids)
Biological process (GO): signal transduction
Molecular function (GO): 3',5'-cyclic-nucleotide phosphodiesterase activity; protein binding
Source: RefSeq, a predicted model, not a curated record